Messenger RNA from Humulus lupulus (European hop), 1786 nucleotides. RefSeq lists its product as uncharacterized. The record is from RefSeq and is a predicted model, not a curated record. The transcript is spliced from 2 exons. NCBI's taxonomy places the organism in Eukaryota, Viridiplantae, Streptophyta, Magnoliopsida, Rosales, Cannabaceae. Bases 254 to 1060 code for a protein of 268 amino acids.
AGAGAGAGAGAGAGAGAGAGAGAUUGGCCUUGCUAGGCUUUUGGCCUUUUGUGUGCUUUUGUCCAACCCCAGUGAGAAAAAAAAGAAACAGAUAGCAAAAGAGAACAGUGACGAUAGGUACUUCUUAUAAGAACAACUAGAAGAACCACUCAAUAACCCCACCUCCUCUCCCUUUCUCAUCUCUCUCUCUCUCUCUCCCUCCCUCCCUCUCACUCUCCCUCCUUUAGAAUUUCUACCAUCUAAUCUUGGUAAUAUGGACAAUCAACGCAACCCUCUUCUUGGUGUUGGCUGGGCUUACUACUGCCAUGGAAAGAAUGUUGAAGAUGAGUUGAGGAGUUCCCUUUGUUUUGCAAAACUAGAGCUUGAUCAGACAAGGGUAGCAUUACAAGAUGAGCUAAGAAAGAAGGACGAUCAACUAAGCCAUCUCAGAGAUCUGCUUAACAAAACCAUCAAAGAAAAAGAUGAAGUCCAGGAGAAAUGCCAAAGACUCCUUUUGGAGAAACUCCUGCUUCAGCAGCAGCAGCAACAAACAGCUCCUCUUUCAGGAAUUUCCAGCAUUGAAGAUGAGCCCAGAAGAGGAAUUGACUCUAAUAAUGGCUUCUCUUCUUCAGAUUGUGAAGAAAGCAUAGUCUCCUCUCCAGUGAUGGACCAAAUUCAGCAAACCCAGUUGGCAACAACACCAGCUGCAGCUGCAGCUGCACCCUCCAUUUCAGAGGCGGCCCUGGACCUAGUCUGUGAGAAGCCAUUACCUGAAAAGGGAAAGCUUUUGCAGGCUGUGAUGAAAGCUGGGCCACUUCUUCAGACCCUUCUCCUGGCUGGACCUCUUCCCCAAUGGAGACACCCACCACCUCCACUGGAGUCCUUUGAGAUCCCACCAGUGACCAUCCCUUCACCACCACCACCACCACAAGUACUGUUCCACCAAGAUUCCUUCAUUAACAACUUUAAUGGCUGCAACAACACCAUUACCAACUGUGGCAGAGUCAACAGGAAAAGGGUCCUCUGUGAUGGCUCUGAUUCUCCCACAGAAGCCAAGUACCAAGGGAUUGUUCUUCACUGACUGAUAUUUCUGCUAUUAAGAAGUAAUCCUUUUUUUUUGUCCAAUUCUACUAUAGGUUUGAUAAUUAUAAUUUUAAUACAACUAAAAGAGAGGUUAGUGAGGAUUAUGAAGAAAAAAAACAAAAAAAAAUUGAACUUGGGGUAUUUUAACUGAUGAUCUAGCAUUUUGUACAGAGGUUUGUUCUAGUGAAAAAAAGAACCAAUCCCAAAUUAACUCAGUGAGAUGAGUAAAAGAAAGGAAGCUUGUUUCAUUCAUUCAGGCUCUUCUGCAAGCGGUUGUUGUGUGGGGAUUUUGUCUCUCCUUUACUUAUUUAAUUUUCCUUCACAUUUUAGUAUUUUGCUCCAAGAUGUGAAAUGGGGUCCCUUGAUUUUUCCAACAACGUAGUUGUGGACUGUAAAAAAAAUUGUAACUUUUUUUACUAGUUUAGUAUGCAAGAGUGUGUUGUUGUGUUGUGUUGUGUAUCUAUGUAAUGUUGAAAGAAAGUGACAGAAUCACUUCUAAACAUUAAGAAAAAUAGGUGUGUAGUUGUUGGGUGUGGGUGUGGGUGUGGCCAACAACCAGAAGGUUUUUGUUUUAAGAGAGCCUUUGAGCUUGUCGGGUUGAGUGGAUCCCACAAAUCAGAAUCAGGAUCUGAUUACUGGUGUGAUGUAUGAUUAUAUUUAUAUAUUUUUUCUCCCAAGUCUUUUUUUGAAGGGAAGUUAUGAUUAUAUACAAUUAAGUCUCUAA